Messenger RNA from Amphibalanus amphitrite, 3723 nucleotides. RefSeq lists its product as uncharacterized. Lineage: Eukaryota; Metazoa; Arthropoda; Thecostraca; Balanomorpha; Balanidae. Bases 889 to 3114 code for a protein of 741 amino acids. Gene Ontology annotation, molecular function: ligand-gated monoatomic ion channel activity. The transcript is spliced from 2 exons. Gene Ontology annotation, cellular component: membrane. The record is from RefSeq and is a predicted model, not a curated record.
UUAGGGUUAGUUGCACUUGCUCCUUAGCAACGGUAUCCAAUGACAUGUUGUUCGUUACUAUAGCAACGACGUGAAACGACCAUCUAGGCUGUCGCGCAACACCAAUGCUCUUUAGAUUCCGCAACAGGCCGUGAAACGUCACCAACUUUUUCAAACUAUGGCUGUUUGCCACGUCUUCGCCUAUUGCACCAUUGCUUCCCUUCUCAAGAGCAACUGGCCGGUGAAUGCGCUUAAUUCGUCUGUAGCACGUGCCUGAAUCGCCCAGCCCCCAAAGGUGUUCGGAAUCGUGCGAAAAUCGACAAUCGGCCGCGCCUGCGGAGCGACCCUGGCCGUGCACUUAGCCCACGGCCAUAAACAAACGUGAGAACGCAUUGCUCUGCCAUCCGCGGUCGGCAGCUUCGUUACCAAUGUAUUCAGAGGCCAACGGCAUCGUUGUCUGUGCGGCAAUGGUGUGUGUCACCUGGCUGGCCAUUGUGCCACGCCCCUCGCGUCACACGCGUCUGAAUGGCGUCGUUUACGCGGCCACCACCGGGUGUGGAGCGUCCAUCGAGGGCCGCCCGGGGGGUGUGGCCAGCGUCUGUCAUUGGUCCGCCGCGCGGGAGCGGCUCCCUGCGCCCCCGACCGGGGGCCGGGGAUAGAGACUGGCCGCGGCCCGCCAGAGGAGCGCUCUGUUAGUGGACAGCCGGCGGAGAGGGCGAGUCGCACACCGGGGUACACCGAGCAUCUCACAGAGUCCGGGGCUGCCGUUCCAAACCAUUCACUUCUGCCAGACAUCCCACAGCUUCCACCUAGGCACACGAGUCGGAGCGCAGCCUCCUCGACAAUCAGCUCCUGUUAGUCUGUUCGGCCGCUGGUCGGUCGCUCCGUCCGCCGUCCGCCCAGCACGAGAUGUCGCUCCUGCUGUGUCAGCUGGUGCUGGGUCUGCUGGCGGCGCUGGCCGGCCGCUGCUGGAGCCGGCAGCUGGUCAGCCCGCCCCCAGACUGCAUCACCGACAUCGCCCGCCGACUCGGCUGGCAGACCAUCAACCUCAAGUAUGAAGCCAACUACCCAGAAUUUAACCCCAUGUGGUGGGUUUCGUACCUUUCCCGGAACUCCUUCUUCGUGCACCCAUCUACAUUCUGCGAGCACUGUAAUCAAGCGCAGGGCUUGCCGCCCUUCAGCAACGGAGGUCUGCUCUUCCGACCAACGCCACCCGGCUUCUUAAACAUCGAUCGCCUGCACCUGAUACACGUGGUGGGCGACCCGGCCUGGCGUCCUCAGGACGGCGCGGCCGGCUGGGUCAGCUGGCUGUACCGGGACGACAGCGAGCAUUGGCGGCUGGUCACCCUCAACUGGGGACCCGACACCGGCAACUGGGUCCGCAAGGACGUCGGUCGCUGCGGCCCCCACCACUUCAUCGAGGACCGGCCGGGCCUGCUGACGUACGCCAUUCACGUCGGCGACUGGCUGCUGCGCGGAGCCAUGAGGGGACAGCACUUGAAGAUGGGGUUCGGCGCAGUGCCGCCUUCCAACGAAGAAGAAGGAGUGAAGAGGUCCGUCGGCUACGAGGAUGGAAUCGUGCUGCGUGACGGCCAGCUGCAGCACGGCCCGCAGGCGGACAUCAUCCAGACAAUGUCCAACUCGCUCGGAUUCAGCUUCACCGUCAUUCCCGUCUUCCCGAAGGGAAACACGUCCGUGUGGAAGGAGCUGGUCAACGAGGUGUCUCACUAUCGGUUGGACAUCGGCCUCGGCCUGAUGGCGCCGACGCCUCAGCUGCGCGAAAGGGUAUCGUUCCUCGAAGCGCAGUGGUUCGUCACCACGUACGCGACAGUGCGCAAGCCGCGGCUCAACAGCGCUGGUUUCGACCCGGGCAAGCCGUUCGGCAUGGACGUGUGGACGCUCAUUGUCGCCACGCUGGUCAUCUCCAGCAUCCUGUCGUGGAUCAUCACUUGGCUCGUUCGUCGCUUUCGAGAUGGCCACUCAACGACACCUUGGAAAUCGCUCCCGGAUGUCAGUUCUCACGUGCUUCAGGUUGCAGGCAUUCUUUGCCAGCGAGGCGUCGAGCUCACGACCAACUCCUAUGCCAUCGGCACUCUGUUUCUGACGUUAAGUAUGUUUUCGCUCCUCAUCUACAACUUUUACACGGGGGUCAUGCUGAGCUACAUGGCCGUUCUAGUACCCGCGUCGCCCUUCUCGAGUCUCUCUGCUGCUACUUCCAACGGUUAUCGAGUUCGUUACCAAGCCGGCUCGCAGCAAGAAGACCUGCUGCGCUCAAACUCUACCGCCCUUCUGCGGGAUUUUCUGGCGCACAGCAGCCCCAUCGUUCACUUCGGCCCAGAGGAGGACUACCCGGCUGUUGCGGAGGCGGCCACUUCGCCCAACGACAUCAUUCUAGCAUCGGACGCCUUUCUGGCCAUGGACGAAUCGAUGGCAGACCCUGCUUUCUGUCCGCUCUGCUAUUGGCCGGAGCCGGUGGCGCAAACUCCUGUAAGCAUGAUCGCCACUCCGCACCUACACAACUCAUGGAUGCUGGGCCGCUACCUGCGAGUCCUGCAGGAAACCGGCGUGCUGAGCCGGUGGCGGCGCCGGCUGAGGCGCUCCUAUCUGGCCGGCUCGCGGCUGUGCUCCACGGAGCCGCAGGCGGCGCAGUACUCGCAGCUGGGGCUUCGGUCGGUGGCCGUCAGCUUCGGCCUGCUGCUGGGCGGUGUGCUGCUCUCGCUGCUGCUGCUCGUGGCCGAGGUGCUCGUGCACCGACUGACGGGUGGCAGCUCCCGCCGGCGACAGCUGGCGCUCACCGGGCCGCACCAGACGACCUUCGGCAGCACGAGACCGGGACCUCUGGAGGCAGCGCCGACUCCCGACGACGCUCGGCGAUGGGGCGCGACAAACGGUCACCCUGAUCAGUGGCACCAGAUGCAGGAUGAACAACAGCUGCUGCAGCAGUACUCGCCCGAUCAAUGGUCGAGCGCCAGAGGGCAGCCGCUGGCUCAUCAGUGGCAGCCGGUCACAUCAGAAACCGAGUCGGUUACUUGGCAGCUGACCUGGACAACAACAAGGACGACGGCAUCGGACAGUCCGGAGGGAGGCAGCGGCGGAUUCAUGACGAGUCCCGGCAGCACGACGACCGGGUCAUAAAGUCAUCAAGGCGGGCGCCAGCACACAGAUAUAUAGCUCCCUAUACAUCCCGCGACUGAUAAGCAGAAGCAUAGACCUAUGUAUACCGCACACAGUAUACAGAUUACAGAGGAAUACAGGGGUCUAUGGCAGUCUGACUACGGAAUUUAACCCUCAUUAAUAUCAAGAAGGCAUUCAUGUUGAAAGCUGCUCAGGUUUACGGUUAGAUACUGCAGCUUUCCUAGAAAAUAUUUUUCUUGUAAAUUCUUUGUAAAGAACCGUGUCUAGUUAAUAGGUGACCGCUUGCCUAUUCGAUGAGCGUUAAGCUACAAGUUCGAGUACGUAGUAUAGUGCAGUGCAUACGCUACUUAGCACAUACCUACUCAACGUCUUUAUCUGCAACCUUUUAUUAUAAAUCCAGGCAGAUAUUGCAAAGAUGAUCAAUGGACUCUCGGGAGACGUGUUGUCCCAAUGAUGGUAGAAAAUGCUUUUCAUGUGCUUCGAAGAUGGUAAAUAUGCUACGAUGCUUAGAAAUUGCAAUGCAUAUUGACAAGUCAGCACAACUGCACAUUAUAGGCAUGCAAGUGGCUGGUGUUGUGUCAAAAUGUGAAUAAAUACAACUCGCCCACC